This is a messenger RNA of Ichthyophthirius multifiliis, 1212 nucleotides long. RefSeq names its product major facilitator superfamily protein, putative. The record is from RefSeq and is a predicted model, not a curated record. Gene Ontology annotation, biological process: transmembrane transport. The transcript is spliced from 2 exons. Gene Ontology annotation, molecular function: transmembrane transporter activity. Lineage: Eukaryota; Ciliophora; Oligohymenophorea; Hymenostomatida.
AUGGGUGCAUUAUUUAAUGUUAUAUAUUCAAAUUUAAUACUUAUGUUUUAUGCAUCUUCAGCUAAUGCAGGAUUGGGAAUUAUAAGUUAAAUAUUUGAUUAAAAAGAAUAUUUGAAUUUAGGAAAUACAUCUUUAUUUAUAAUAUAUUUUACUUCUAUGAUAAAUAGCAUAUUAGCUCCUAUGUAUAUUAAAAAAUUUUCUUGGAAUUAUGUAUUUACUUUAAGUUCCUUAGGUUAUAUAUUUUUUUUAUGUUAAGGUAUUUUGGUUUGUAGCUGUAAAACUAAAACAUAAUAUUUUUAUUGUAGUACUCCUAUUAUGUAUGUUAUUAUUGUUAUAGGAUCUACUAUUUGUGGCUUAUUAGCAUCUAUAUUAUAUUUAGCAUAAAAUUAAUAUUUGUCAGAAAAUACAUAAGAUAAUAAUAAAAGCUUAUAUUUUGGAAUUGGCUGGUCAUUAUUGUAAUCUUCAUAUAUAAUAGGAAAUAUUUACUCAGCUUUUUUAAUAUAACCUUUAGGAUAAUAUAAUUAUUUUAUCUUAAUGACAGCAGUUAGUGGAGUUUCAGCAAUUUUUUUUAUUUUUAUAAAAUCGCCACCUAUUUAAAAAUUAAAAGUUUAAAUUAAAAGUAUGAUAUAAUUAAUAAAAACAAAAUAAAUUAGACCUUUACUUUUUUAUAUGUUUUCUAGUGGAAUUAUUUUAUCAUUUGGAAUGAGUGUUUUGAAUAGAAUUGUUAAAGAAACUCUUCCUUAAAAUGAAUCUGAUGAAUAUAUUAACAAAAAGACUUUUCUUGUUAUGAUUACUUUAGGUGUUUUUGAAGUUAUUGGAGGGUUAAUAGUUACUCCAUUGGCUGAUAAAUAUAAUAAAAAAAAUAUAGCCUUAUUAACUAAUAUAUUAUAUCUUUGUGCAAUCGUUUCUACUAUAAUUACUCAUUAUUAAGGCAGUUAUACUCUUUGUUUUAUUACUGGAGCUUUAUGGGGAAUGACUGAUUGUACAACUUAAAGUAUGAAUUGUAAUUUACUUUCAACUAUUUAUGAUAAUGAUGUCAGAGUUUUUGGAAUAUGGAAUGUUUUUUAAAAUAUUGGUAGUUUACUUGGAAUGAUUUUUUCUAUUAUUUUUAAAUAAAUUAAUAUUGUUUAUUACCUUUUGAUAAUUUUAUUAAAUUAAAUUAUAACUAAUAUGAUGAUUUCGUAAAUAAAAUUAAAAAAAAGUAAAUAAUGA